GACAUUCAAGCAACGAAGCUGGCUAUGGGUAUAUGGGCGAGGCUUUCUUGAAUGUGUUGUGCGUGCGUGAUUGAAUUUACUUUGUUGUAUUUUAAUUAAUUUCAAACAAAACGUAUUUUCUAUUUCUAAAGUUAACAUAAGAUCGUAAAUUAUGCUUUGAGAAAUAUGAAUUAUCUUAUUGAACUGAGAUAGUAUGUAUAUUUAAAUGUUUCAGUGUACUUUUCAUUCUGUAAGGUUUCAAAAAUGAAGUGUUUGUUGCUGUUUGCCGUUACGAGCAUAGUGAGGACUCAAGUUUUGGAUCAAAAGCCGUACAUUCCUAAUUAUUCACCUCAGCCAUACCCAGCAGAUUUGAACCAAAAUGCGACGUCAUACCGACCGAAUUCCCAAGUACCUUACGGCAGUUUCCCUGUGAACGACCAGAUGCAGAGCCCAUUUUAUCAAUCAGCCGAUAUUUAUAGACCUGACGGUUUUGGAGACUCCGACAAUGACGUCGACCCUCAAAAUACAGCUGGAUACUAUGCCGGUUUAGAUUAUGAAGAGAGGUAUAGGUGUCCGCCUAAUUGGAUUCGUUAUCGGGAGUCAUGCUAUCGAUUUACUAAAUCUCCGAAUCGUCCAAGAAAUGAGGCUCGUAAAAUAUGUCAAACGUAUGAAGCUGAUUUGGCUGCAGUCAACAGUCCUGAGGAACAUGGGUUUAUUGUAACAGUUUUAAUGAAAAUAGAUCCACAGAAAGGUGCAUGGUACAUGGCCGGUCACCAACAGACUCCAGGGCAAUGGGUGAAUGAUGGAGAAGGUUCACAGUUGAGUGGGUUAGAAAAUGCAUUCUUUGAGGAUCGUGAACUGACAUACACAAGUUACAAUUUGCUGUCUCGUGAUUAUUUGGUGUAUAAAUUUUCUAAGAAAGAGGGUCGCUGGGGUUUGUCUGCUGUUGAUGGCACACAAUACUUUCAUUUUAUCUGUGAAGGCCAGUCACAGAGGCUCCAUUACCUUAUAGAGGAGGAGAGAUCAUUUACUUAUGGUUUAGAAACAUACAACCCAGAAAGAAUUCCACGAGGACCAUAUUUCAUCAAAGAACCAGUUGAUACCAUAGCUGACAUGACGAAGAAGCAUCCCAUACAAUUGAUAUGCAUAGCAGGUGGAUAUCCUGCACCUGCGUAUAAAUGGUUCAGGGAAGAUUACCAAGUAGACAGUCCGGUUUAUGUUGAAAUAGACCCACUUGUAGAUACAAGAUUUGUUCUUAGUGGAGGCACUUUAAUGAUAUAUAAUGCAGAUCCUGAUAAAGAUAAUGCAAAGUAUCACUGCACAGCAACAAACAUUUAUGGCACAAUCAGGUCAGAAUCUGUUAGGUUAUCAUUUGGAUUUAUAAGAGAAUUUAACCAAAAAAGACCUAUUGAGAGUGGAAAAGAGUAUUGGGGUAAAGUUAUGAAUUGUGAUCCACCAUCUUACUAUCCAGCAGUCAAUUUCUUGUGGGCUCGUCAAUAUUUCCCUAAUCUCGUUGAGGAAGAUAAACGUGUCUUUGUUUCUUAUGAUGGUGGGUUAUAUUUCUCUGCUUUGGAGGCGAUUGACCGUGGCAACUACAGCUGCAAUGUCAUGAGCAAAGUGUCUGACGCCGGGCGAAAUGGCCCAUUAUUUUCUCUUUCUGUAUAUCCUCAUUCUGACUAUCAACAACUUAAGUUUCCAAACAAUUUUCCUAAACUUUUCCCUGAAGCUCCAGUGGUAGGACAGGAAGUCAGACUGGAAUGCGUUUCUUUUGGUUAUCCAGUGCCUUCUUAUAAUUGGACAAGGAAGGAUGGUGUAAUGCCAAGGAAAGCAAUUUUUAGUAAUUUUGACAGAGUAAUUACAAUACCACAUGUGGGUGUGGAAGAUGAAGGUGAGUAUGUCUGUGAUGUCUAUAAUGACCGAGCCCGAAUUUCAAACUCUGUGUUUUUGAAAGUACAAGCUGAACCUAACUUUACAAUCCCGCUCUCUGACAAGCAUGUUGACAAUAAUGGAGAGUUACACUGGAAUUGUGAAGCUUUUGGAAUUCCUGAUGUUAAUUACACUUGGUGGAAAAAUGGUAAAAAACUUUCUGUAGAUACUCUUGAUCCCAAGGACAGAGAUCGCUAUGUGAUUCAAGACAAUGUGCUAAUUAUCAAGUAUUUGGAUCCCCAGAGAGACCCUGGUAUGUUUCAAUGUGAAGCCAAAAAUCAACUAAAGACUCGAUACUCCACUGGACAGUUGAGAGUUCUAUCCUUAAAGCCAUCUUUCAAAAAAAGGCCCCUGGAAUCAGAAACUUAUGGAUGUGAAGGUGGUAAUGUGACAAUUAAAUGCAAUCCGGAAGCAGCACCUAAACCUACAUUUACUUGGAAGAAGGAUAAUUUAGUUAUUGGGGCAGGAGGUAAGAGAUUUAUCACAGAGACUGGUAACCUCAUUAUACGACAGCUAUCGAGAGAUGAUGAGGGUGUGUACACAUGUGUUGCUAAAAACAAGUAUGGAAGUGAUGAGAGUCGCGGUCGUCUGAUCGUAUUGCGCGCGCCGCGUUUUAUAGACCGCCUGCCUCCGCGCAUUGUUACUCAAGUAAACCAAGUCAUAUUCUUACAUUGCCAAGCUGAUGUGGAUCCCAUGCUGGACACAGCAUACCUUUGGAAUCAUAAUGGUAUCCGAGUCAAGGAAGCAUCUGAUAUCUAUGCUGAUAAAAGAAUCAAAGUCGAUGGUGGGGAACUGACGAUUUAUAAUGUGAGCUUAAACGAUGUCGGUGAUUAUGAAUGUGUAGUGAAAUCUGCAAUUGGUCGUAUCUCAUCACACACCCAGGUGCGAGUGGAAGGUCCUCCCGGCGCAGCCGGCGGCCUGCAGAUUCUGAAUAUUCAACGCAACGCUAUCACCCUUGAAUGGACCGACAGUAAUCCAAACGGUCGUCCUAUCAUGAGCUACGUUAUAACUGGUCGUACGCAGUACAAUUCCACUUGGGUCAUCAUUAGCGAUAAUGUCCCUAAUGUUCUAGAAAUCGAUCGGUAUAAUGGCAGAAAACGGGCCACUGUUAUUGCUAACCUCAGUCCAUGGUCGAUUUACGAAUUUAGAGUUCAAGCUGUUAAUGCGUUAGGAAUAGGCCAGCCAUCCGCUCCAAGUCCCCAAUUCACCACUAUGGUAGAUAAGCCAUAUCAAGCACCAUCUAAUAUUGGGGGAGGUGGCGGAAAGAUCGGUGAUCUUACGAUCAAAUGGACGCCUCUACCGCUACAGCUGCAGAAUGGACCUGGUAUCCACUACAAAAUAUUCUGGAGGCGAAAAGGUGCUGAACAAGAGUUCCAAUCGCUCUUGCUCAAAGAAUUUGGAAACAUCGGCAUGCAUGUUGUGCAUAUUUCAUUGACUUACUUCUUCACGGCUUACGAAGUUAAGGUGCAAGCAUUUAACGAUAUUGGGGAAGGACCUGAAAGCGAGGUGGUGACGAUAUAUUCCGCCGAAGACAUGCCUCAAGUGGCGCCUCAGCUUGUCUACGCAGUUUCGUAUAACUCGACUUCUUUGAAUGUGACGUGGAAUCCAAUAGAUCAGUCUCGAGAGAGGCUCCGAGGUAAACUCAUUGGCCAUCGACUGAAGUAUUGGAAACAGGCGAACAAGGAAGAAGAAUGCAUUUAUUAUUUAUCAAGGACAACACGCAACUGGGCCCUCAUUGUUGGCUUACAACCUGACACAUAUUACUUUGUCAAGGUGAUGGCGUUUAAUUCCGCGGGCGAGGGUCCAGAGAGCGAGCGCUACCUGGAGCGGACAUACCGCAAGGCGCCGCAGAAGCCCCCAGCUUCCGUCAACGUGUGGGCCGUCAACCCUAGCACUGUGCGCGUCGUGUGGCGAUACGUGCAACCUUCUGAUGAGGAGGAGCCUCUUAUUGGCUACAAGGUGAGAGUAUGGGAGAUCGAUCAGGACAUGAGCACAGCGAACGAUACUCUCGUCCCAGUCGACCACAAACUGGAAGCGUACGUCACAAGUCUGACCCCAGGGAAGACCUACAACCUCCGAGUACUGGCCUACUCUAAUGGCGGCGACGGCAGAAUGUCCUCCCCAGCCAUCACAUUCCAAAUGGGAGACUACCACAGCGACGCUUACGGCUACUACGUCAGAGGUACAGCCAGCAAAACAACUUCAGCUUUAAACACACUCCUCUUUUUCGCAUUUAUUGUACAUUUUUAUGGCUGGAUUCUCUCGUGAUAUAAUUAUGAAUAGUUUAUUUUGUGACUUUACAAAUGUUAUACAUUCCUUUGCUUUUUAUAUUUUUUUAGGUUGUGAUAGCAUCCGGCCAUUUUUAUCUUCUUACAAUAUUUUUUAUAUUUCUACAACGGAAAACCGGUAGCCUGUCUUAUAGGAAUACAAAUUAAUACUAUAUAUAUUACAGAUAUUUUUACAAGAGUUGUAAAAUAAUGAACCCGUGAUGGGUGAAGUGGUUGCAUCACUUGUAGUAAUUAUGUUUUAUGAAAUAACAAAUUGUCAUCACGUUAUACGAAUUAGAUUACUGAAGAAUCUCAAAUUAUAGUGCAAAAUAGAUAAUGUUAGCGGUUUUGACAGUGCACAAUUUUGAUUUAUAUUUUAUCGAUUUAUAUUUUUAUACUCGUAAGAUUGUCUUGUCGACAAUAAGUAAUUUUAUACUAUAAGCGCCCUUAAAUCUCAAGGAAUUCGUAGUUUUAACUCAUAUCAUAAAAUCUCUUAGAUUAUAAGAAGACAUUUUGAAUCUCUGCUUGUGUCGUAACAAGAAUCCGAGCCAUUUUUAUCUAUAUAUUUAGAAAUAAUAUAAGUGGGUUUAUGUGUGUAUAUAGUACAAAAUGAUCUUUUUUGUUUACUAUAUUAUGGUAAAUAUAGGCAGCUAUAAUUUUUGAUAACGCCUUUAAAUGUUAACGAGACUAUGUAAUAAUCUGUUUUAAUAAAAUUACCCACGCA
Molecule: messenger RNA, 4896 nt
Organism: Plodia interpunctella (Indianmeal moth)
Lineage: Eukaryota; Metazoa; Arthropoda; Insecta; Lepidoptera; Pyralidae
Gene: Cont
Product: Contactin
Exons: 3
Coding region: 244-4173 (1309 amino acids)
Biological process (GO): cell-cell adhesion
Molecular function (GO): protein binding
Source: RefSeq, a predicted model, not a curated record